AUGCUUACAUUCCAUUUCCGCCGGAAGUUAGUCUAAAUAAUAUUUAUUUGACAUUUGUUCUGAACUAUUCCUUUUUAAUCUACUUAGGGGUUACAAAUGCAAUUGACUGCCUUAAAAAACGUUUCAAACAAUGUUUUUUAUAGUCAUAUUUAAAAGCUCUCAGUGAUGUACCGCAUGAUGUUUUUGCAUGACCACUAAUUUACAAAGUCAUGAGGUCACAUUCUAUCAUGAUCAUGAUGCGCUGAAAUUAAGAAUCUUACGCAAUUUAAUAGUUCUAACACGAUGACUUCCAAGCCAGAAGUUAGGAUAUUGCUAGUUGGAGACUCUGGAGUUGGAAAAACCUGUUUAAUUUUGUCACUUGUCAGUGAAGAAUUUGCCAGAGAGGUUCCAGCAAAAGCUGAAGAGAUUAUCAUACCUGCCGACGUGACUCCUGAAAAUGUUCCUACACAUAUUGUAGAUUUCUCACAUCGAGAACAAACAGAAGAAGAUCUAAUUGAUGAGAUUAAAAAGGCCCAUGUCAUCUGCAUUGUGUGGGCAGUAGAUGAUGAUGUCACAUUUGAAGGGGUUACGUCUGUGUGGCUGCCAUUAAUUCGGGAGCAUACAGGAGAGGAUCAUAGGACUCCCAUCAUUCUAGUCGCCAACAAAUGUGAUCUCAUAGACUACUCUAUGGAUGAGUCAAUGAGACCAAUUUUAAAUGAGUUUGCAGAAGUGGAGACAUGUAUAUCGUGUUCAGCCAAGAGUCUCAAGAACAUCAGUGAGCUGUUUUACUAUGCACAGAAAGCGGUGCUCCAUCCCCAGGCACCUAUAUACAACGCAGAGGAAAAGGAGUUGACCAAAGCAUGUAAAGGUGCCUUACAAAGAAUUUUCAAGAUUUGUGACUUGGACAAUGAUCAGAUCCUUAACGAUGACGAGAUUUUCACGUUCCAGAGGCAUUGUUUUGAUGUGCCAGUCCAGCCCCAGGCCCUAGACGAGGUGAAGCAGGUCAUACAGAGCCACAUAGGGGAUGGGGUUGCCUGGAGAGGGGCCUACUUUGGAUUCACCAUGAAAGGGUUUCUCUUUCUAAUGGAUUUGUUCCGAGAAAGGCAGAAAAUAGAGACUAUAUGGACAGUGCUUAGGAAAUUUGGUUAUGAUGAUAACCUGAUACUAAGAAAAGACAUAUUAGAACCUAAAUUAAAUGUAGGAGUUGGAAGUACAACAGAGUUGACAUAUGAAGCAGUGCAAUUCUUAACAAAUUUAUUUGAAAAAUUUGAUGAGGAUCAUGAUGGCGCGUUGUCCCCCACGGAACUGACCAAUUUGUUUAGCACGUGUCCCAGAUGUCCGUGGGGCCCUGAUGUGAACAACACAGUGUGUACCAACAACAGUGGCUGGAUAAAUUUGCAGGGAUUCAUGGCACAGUGGACGUUGACAACAUUGUUGCAGCACACAUCAUGUCUGGAAAAUUUAGCAUAUCUGGGAUAUCAUUAUCAUCAUGACACAACUGUUACAGCCAUUCAAGUGACCAGGGAUAAGAAAAUAGAUCUUCAGAAGAGGCAAACUGCCAGAAAUGUCUUCCGAUGUCAUGUUCUUGGGCCAAAGAAUGUUGGAAAGACGGCCUUUCUGCAAGGUUUGCUGGGCAGGAAUCUCCGCUAUGUGGCUACACUGAACAAGGAUCAGCUGUCAAAGUUCACCAUCAACACAGUACAGGUGUACGGACAGGAGAAAUACCUCAUGUUACACGAGGUGGAUGUGGCCUCCUCAGAAAUGUUGUCCCCCACAGAGACCAACUGUGAUGUGGCCUGUCUACUCUAUGACGUCACCAAUCCCAGGUCCUUUGAGUUCUGUGCAAAGAUGUUCAUGAAGCACUUCCUGGACAGUCGUGUGCCCACCCUCAUAGUUGCAUGCAAGGUUGAGCACCAGGAAGUGAGACAGGACUACAGCAUGACCCCCAAGGCUUUCUGUGAGAAGUUCAAGCUGCCCCCGCCCCAGAGGUUCACGUGUAUAGACCGAGUCAACAAGGACGUCUACGUAAAACUGGCCACCAUGGCUGCCUACCCCAAUUUAAAGCGUUUGGUACACAUGCUGCUUGUUCACCAGAACCCAGACUGGAUAGAGGAGCAACUCAGUCACCUGAAAAAUGUUGUGAUGGCAAAUGACAAGAGACUCCUUAAGUAUGGCCUUGGCAUUAUUGCAGUUGCAGGAGUAGGUUUCAUUGUGUACAAACUGGUGGACAAGUACAAAUAGCACACUCAAGAUGAACAGUUUGUUACAGCUAAACUGAAAUUACAUAGACAACGUUAAAAAAAAUAGACACAGGGUGGGAAGUUUGUAACAGUAGUGUACAAUUUGAUGGACAACUUCAAAACUACAUUUAACAGACAGGGGAUGGGAAGGUUGUUACUGUUACAGUUAGUUAUGGUCUACAGGAGAUUGAGAACAAGUGGUUGUGCAAGUCCCAUGAUUGUUUAUUGGUUAAACCUGCUGGGCAGAAAACUUAAUGUGGUUCAUUAAUUGUUUAUACUUGUUGAAUGUGUGAAUGGUAUAUAGUCUGGAUCACUUCUGCUAGGUGGUCAAACCAUGCUUGUCUUCAAUGCAAUCACAUGAAUAGUGUCUUGUUUUCUUUGAAAGGAUUGUUAAAGGAUGAUUAGAGAUUAGUGUUGCAGUACAGGGAUUAAGAUUGUUAGCAACAUUUUAUUUAUCUUGAGAUUGCAUGUGCAUCCUGCAUAUAUUCUAGUAGUCUUAAAGCAAGAUUAUAUGAUUUUCACAUAAUUAUGUUAAAUUGUAAUAUAUUGAUAAAAAUAUGUUUCAAUAACACACAAUAGGCAAGAAAAAUUAAACAUUGAAGACGAAUAUCAUAAAAUCCAGCAAAGACAAAUUAGCGUGCCGAGCCGAUUGCGACAAAGAUAUUUCGUACAUAUUUUCCUACAAUAACCGAAGCAUUCGUCUUUUUAGUUAGUGUUCGUGUGUCAUAUGAAUAGAUAUCGUUGCAGGAAUUUAAAAUGAACCGUUAAAACUAAAUUUAGAUUCACAUCGUACAUGCAUGAUUUACAUUCUGGCGAAUUUGACUGUACAGACAUUUUCGAUUUCAGAAUUAAAUAUCUGGCUUAUUUCUUUGAGUUUUUGUAGAAUGUCAUUGGAUAUGGAGGUUGGUGCCUCGGGAAUAAAUUGUCUGGUUCUUAGUGUGUAAACUCUGUCGGUAUAAUGCAAAUAUAAAAUAAUUACAGUAAAUGUAUUUGCUAUUAACAAAAUAGUUAAAGAAAAAUGAAGUUUUAAUGGUCAUUGUUACUAAUGCCUUUUUUGAAGAUUCUGAAUGUGUAUCUUAAGAAAUUUGUUGAUAACUCUUGUUUCAAAAAAUGAUUGUGAUCUACAAAGCAAAAAAGAAAGAGGAAAAGCUGAAAAUCUUUAAUUGGUUCCUUUAUUUACAUUUUUAAUCACCACCUUUGAUUAUUAUGUCCAGAAAUAUUUGAGUAGAUGUAGACAUAGACGUGCAUACAUGAAACACCCUCUUUGACUAUGGCAUACAUCGACAGCAAUCAGAUAACCAGCAAAAUGUAAACAAACAGAACUAUCGGUAUUGAUGGGCCAGACUAAGAAGCAAUAAAAUACUCGCAAGUUUUACGAUGACUUCUAAUCUUUAAUCGAUUUUUAUUUUAAAUACCGGUAGUAUGCAUUGAUUUGCACAACAAGGCUAUUGUUUUACAGAUUCAGCAUCUGUUAAAUGCAUUGAACUGUUUUUUGUAUUUCAGGGCUGUAAUAUCUUCACAUUGGUAUUUUUGUAUUUAUUGGAAACGCUUUCGGAUUUAAAUGUUUUCAGCAUGUUUAGAAUUGAUUAUUAUUUAUGUUCUAGUUUCACUUAUAACAAUGGAACUGUUAGUUUGGUUUGUAAUCACUUGUUUGUUCAAGAAAAAUGAUACCACAUAUGAAAUUUGAAAAAAAAAAGUUAAUGAUUCUUCACAUUGUUUUACUGUUGUUGCAACAAUGUAAUUAGAAUUAAAUUGUAUGUCACUGGUCACAGGUUAUGAAUAUAACAGUAUAUGUAUGCCCUCUUUCAAAGAAGAGGGGGUAUAUUAUUGUGCUGGAUGUCAGUCGGUUGGUCUGUCUGUCGGUAGACCAGUUUGUUUCCGAUUAAUAACUUGUUAUCAUAUUGACCGAUAGGCUUUAUACUUAACAUGUGCAUUGGCUUUGGACAGAAAAAGACCCUAUUGAUAUUGAGGUCACUAGGUCAAAAUUCACAAUAAGUUGCAAAGCGUUUCUUAAUCAUUACUCGUCAACAAAUUGACCAAUUGGCUUGAUACUUAACAUGUGCAUUGGCCUUAGACAGUAUAUGACCCCUAUUGAAAUUGGGGUCACGAGGUCAAGGUAACUGUCACAAUAAGCGUGAAAAUCGUUUCUGAUCAAUAACUCUUCAACCAAUUGGCUUGAUACUUCCCAUUUGCAUUGACCUUGGACAGUAGAUGAUCCCUAUUGAAAUGGGGGUCGCUAGGUCAAAGUUCAAGGUCACAAUGAAUGUGAAAAUUGUUUCUGAUCAAUAACUCGACAGUGAAUUGACUGAUCGGCUUGAUACUUCACGGUGCAUUGCCCUUGAACAGAGUCAUUAGAUGACCCCUAUUGAAAUUGGGUCACUAGUUCAAAGGUCAAGGUCACUUUGACAUUGAGUGUUAAAUUGGUUUCUGUUUGAUAUGUCAUCAAAGCAUUGAGUGAUGGGUGUCAAGGCCCUGUUUGGGAAGGGGGUGUAUCUGUCUCGGACCUCUUGUUAUUAUAUCGUCUGAGGUCUUCUUAGAUGUUUUUAUUAUGGACAUACACUGAAGUAUGACAUUAUUAAAAUAAAUUUUAUCAUGAA
This is a messenger RNA of Dreissena polymorpha, 4816 nucleotides long. RefSeq names its product mitochondrial Rho GTPase 1-like. The record is from RefSeq and is a predicted model, not a curated record. Gene Ontology annotation, molecular function: GTP binding; GTPase activity; calcium ion binding. The transcript has 20 exons. Gene Ontology annotation, cellular component: mitochondrial outer membrane. The coding region runs from base 283 to 2220 and encodes 645 amino acids. NCBI's taxonomy places the organism in Eukaryota, Metazoa, Mollusca, Bivalvia, Myida, Dreissenidae. Gene Ontology annotation, biological process: mitochondrion organization; small GTPase-mediated signal transduction.